UUUAUUGAUAUAUAUUCUGCUAAUUUUAAUUAGGAAAACUAAGAAAGGUAUUUUGAUACGAAGCACAAAAAGUUACAAUUACGAACCUUUGUACUCUUACCUCUCUGUGGAAAAAAAGAAAUCAUUGAGAAACUGCAGUUUUUCUAUUAAUAGUAACUGCCGUGAUUGCCAUGGUCCUGCGUAAAUAUGACACCGCACCAUGCAGAUUGUGUCCUUCAGCAUUCUUUUAUCACUUUCACUUGAAAUGUUUUUUUGGAAAUCACUGUACGAAGUUAAGUGUUAUUGCCAUGACAGUUUUUCGCCAUAAUUGUGGGGCUUCAUAAUUUAUUAUACCCUGUAACGGUCAACAGUUGUCUCCUGUACAGAUCGGUGCUGGUCAGCUAGUGCUCAGCUGAAGUUUACAGUAUCUUUUGCCCAGAUUUCUCUGGGUUAUGAUGACUCUGCAGCUCUGUGUGGUAUCUGUUCUGUACAAAGUUUACUGCCUGAAAGCCUGGUAUGUUGCCAUAGGUCUCCAGCCUUCCUGCUGUCCCUGAGGUAGUUUCAGCCAGAGAUAUUGGCUCGUAUAAGACGCUAUUCGGACGUCAUGUCUCUCCCAGACUCCUUCAUUCAACGUCAGCAGCUUGAUGCCUCCAUGGCUGACACAUUCCUGGAGCACCUCUGCUUGCUGGACAUUGACCAGGAGCCAAUCACAGCCCGCAACACCAGCAUCAUCUGCACUAUUGGUCCGGCUUCUCAGAGUGUGAUGAAAAUUCAAGAGAUGGUAAAAGCAGGAAUGGAUAUUGCAAGACUGAACUUCUCGCAUGGCUCUCAUGAGUACCACGGUGAAACGAUCAGGAAUAUCAGGGAAGCUGUGGAGACCUUGACUUCGGACCCUCUGUACUAUCGUCCGAUUGCCAUCGCACUUGACACCAAAGGCCCUGAGAUACGCACUGGCCUCGUAAGAGGGCAGGCAGAGGGGGAGGUGCAGCUGAAGAAGGGGACGCGGGUGCAGGUGGUGACAGCUGAGGCUGACAGAGACAAAACGGACGGAGACGUUGUGUGGGUGGAUUACCCCAGUUUGCCCCAGGUGGUCAAGAAGGGUGGAAGAAUCUUCAUCGAUGAUGGGCUUAUUGCCCUUAAAGUGCUGGAAAUAGGCCCUGACUGGGUUCAAACAGAGGUGGAGAAUGGGGGAGUGUUGUGCAGUAGGAAGGGGGUUAACCUCCCAGGAGCAGAUCUGAUCAAUCUUCCAGCGGUCAGCCCCCGGGAUGAGGCCGACCUUCUUUUUGGGGUGGACCAGGGUGUGGACAUGGUGUUUGCCAGCUUCAUCCGCUGUGCUGAAGAUGUGCGGGCAGUUAGAAAGGCUCUGGGUCAGAAGGGACAGGACAUCAAGGUGGUCAGCAAGGUUGAGAGCCGUCAAGGUGUCCAGAACUUUGAGGAGAUCCUUAUGGAAAGUGACGGCGUGAUGGUGGCUCGUGGUGACCUGGGCAUAGAGAUUCCUGCUGAAAAAGUUUUCAUUGCCCAGAAGAUGAUGAUCGGGAGGUGCAACUCUGCGGGCAAGCCUGUCAUCUGUGCCACUCAGAUGUUGGAGAGUAUGGUCAGCCACCCUCGGCCCACACGUGCAGAGGGCAGUGACGUGGCCAAUGCUGUGCUGGACGGAGCUGACUGCGUGAUGCUCUCAGCAGAGACUGCCAAAGGACGGUAUCCAGUGGAAGCUGUGGCCUUGAUGCACUCGAUCUGUAGAGAAGCAGAGGCUGCUAUCUUUCACCAGCAGCUGUUCGAGGAGCUGCGCCGCUUGACCCCGCUGUCCUCUGACCCCACUGAAGUCACUGCUAUUGGAGCAGUGGAGUCCUCAUUCAAAUGCUGUGCUGGAGCCAUUAUUGUCCUUACAACCAGUGGCAGGUCAGCUCAUCUGCUGUCCCGUUAUCGCCCACGUUGCCCCAUCAUUGCUGUGACCCGCAGUGAGAAGGUGGCCCGUCAAUCCCAGCUUCUCAGGGGUGUUUUCCCCGCUCUCUUCCGGCCACAGCCAGCACCAGUCUGGGCCGAUGAUGUCGACAACAGGGUAUCAUUCGGCAUGGACAUAGGGAAGGCCCGUGGAUUCUUCAAGGCUGGGGAUAUGGUGAUUGUAGUGACUGGGUGGAGCCCAGGAUCUGGACACACCAAUAUUAUGAGGGCUGUCACAGUACCCUAGACACUUCAUUUUUUUUACAAAUUGUAAUCUGCUUUGCUGAUAUACUGACAGAUGACUUAAAAUCUGACAAACUGGCUAAUGCAAUCAAUGACAUGUAAGCUAAAAGCAAAUAUGCAUAACCUAAGUUACACUGGCUGUAAUGACUAAAACGCUGAUACUUUGACUGAAGUGAACAUUAAACAUACUGACUGAUUUGCUGGCUGAUUGAUAGUGACACACUAGCUGUCACACAUCAUUAAUAUUCUCUUUACUUAAUCAAUAUUGGCUUGCUUGCUGACAACAGCAAAUGGAUAUUUCACACUAUAAACCUGUUCUGUGCCAAAUGCUGAAUCGCUGCGUUAGUUUCAGGAUUCAGGCUUAAGCCCACGGUUGCUGUCCUCAUACUGUCUGAUGGGCCAUUUGGUGCCAUUACACUGAUAGACAGCGCUCUGCAGGGUGACAGCCUGAUAUACACGGAAACCCUACACCCUGGUCCUACUGAGGUGGAGACUGUAUGAGUUUCUGUUUUCUGCUGUGCUUUAACGAAGCAGUGAUUCCAAUAAAGAUUGAAGCAUGAAUCCUCCAUCCUCACUCUGCUUUUACAGCAAUCAUUUACAAUGGUUUUGAUUUAUUCUCUAGCGUUCACAUUAUUUUGUAUUCAAGCAGUUAUGAAACUUUAAAGAUGUUCUACCAGUUAAAAUGAACUUUCACAAACUUAUUUAAUUUCAAUUAGUUUCUAAUUUGGCCAUGAUAUUUAAUAAACAUAUGAACUGGGGGAAUGGAUAGUGAGAGUCACUAUCUUGCAAUCUGAAGGUUGCUGGUUCUACCCUUUCUGGCUCAUUCAAAAUGCUGCCUCUUGUCUAUAAUGUUCCUUACUAUACGCAUGCCACUCCUGUGAUCUGGUCUCUGAACUUGCUCCCCGUUGCAGCAAGGGUCCAGUUGAAUACCAUCAUCCUAGACUACGGGUACUUACAUGGCUUGGUUUCUCUCCACAUCCAGUGUCCUUUCUGUCAUCACGUAAUCCACGCUUGGCUUCUACCUGAUUUGUCUGUGCUUCCUUUCCCCAAGGACACACUACUGAAUCGCUCAUUCUCUCUUAAGCUAUGGCAUACGCAUCCAGUCAAAUGUUCCACCAGUCAUUUAAAAUUAAAAUUCCGUCAACUUUUGAAGACUGAUUUUUCACUCCUUAUUGCGGAACUGUCUGAUACAUCUUUGUGUGUGAUCUUUCUCACAGGUCUUCAUUGUGUUCUUAACCCUUGCUUCUUUGUCAUAGCUAGAAUUUUCCUUGGAGUUGUUUUUUUCUUUUUGCCUUGUUUGACUUUCUGUUAAAUGACUUGUUGAAUGUCUUUUUCUAGGCUGAUCUUGUGUUACCUGCACCGCUAUAUUUCAUUCAGGCUGUCAUCAUAUGACAGUGACAUUCAGGAUGAUAAAAUAAUAAAAUAACAAUAAA
Molecule: messenger RNA, 3596 nt
Organism: Scleropages formosus (Asian bonytongue)
Lineage: Eukaryota; Metazoa; Chordata; Actinopteri; Osteoglossiformes; Osteoglossidae
Gene: pklr
Product: pyruvate kinase L/R
Exons: 11
Coding region: 584-2167 (527 amino acids)
Biological process (GO): glycolytic process
Molecular function (GO): potassium ion binding; magnesium ion binding; pyruvate kinase activity
Source: RefSeq, a predicted model, not a curated record